Messenger RNA from Salvelinus namaycush (lake trout), 1140 nucleotides. Its product is annotated as 39S ribosomal protein L15, mitochondrial-like. The record is from RefSeq and is a predicted model, not a curated record. Gene Ontology annotation, molecular function: structural constituent of ribosome. Gene Ontology annotation, cellular component: mitochondrial large ribosomal subunit. Lineage: Eukaryota; Metazoa; Chordata; Actinopteri; Salmoniformes; Salmonidae. Bases 79 to 969 code for a protein of 296 amino acids. Gene Ontology annotation, biological process: translation. The transcript has 5 exons.
GCCAGAUUGUGUGUCACGUGAGCCAUAUCCAUGGUAGCCGAUUUUGUCCUUGGGUUACGUUGACAUGUGGAGAGGACGAUGUCUUUUACGAGAAAACCUGGUGGGAAGGCAUUAGAUAUUUUGCAGAAUUUGCCUCGUAUUUCAUUAGCAAACUUACGACCUGAACCGGGGACCAAGAAGGCUGAGAAGAAACGAGGCAGAGGUCAACAUGGAGGAAACAGAAGUGGCCGGGGUCACAAAGGGGAGAGGCAGCGAGGCAACCGACCUCGCCUGGGGUUCGAGGGGGGUCAGACUCCCUUCUAUCUAGCCAUCCCCAAAUACGGCUACAAUGAGGGACACAGUCGGCGGGCUCAGUACCAGCCCCUGACCCUGAACAGGCUGCAGUAUCUGAUUGACCUGGGCCGGGUUGACCCCACUCAGCCCAUUGACCUGACUCAGCUGGUUAAUGGCAGGGGAGUGACCAUCCAGCCACAGAAGAGGGACUAUGGUGUUCAGCUUGUUGGCGAGGGUGCUGGUAUCUUUGCGGCGAAAGUCAACAUAGAAGUUCAGAUGGCAUCUGAAGAGGCCAUUGCUGCCAUUGAGAGAAACGGGGGGAUGGUCACUACAGGUUUCUAUGACCCCAGAAGCCUUGCGGUCCUCUGUAAGCCUGUCCCAUUCUUCAUAAGUGGACAGCCCAUUCCAAAGAGAAUGUUGCCUGGGGAAGACAUGGUCACCUACUACACAGAUGCUACCAACCGGGGUUACCUGGCAGAUCCAGAGAAGAUUCAAAAGGCACGGAUAGCCUUGGCCCGGAAGUAUGGCUACGUUUUACCGGACAUUUCCAAAGACGAAUUGUUCCACAUGCUCUCUAUGGUAAAGAACCCCAGACAGAUCUUCUUUGGCCUCUCGCCAGGCUGGGUAGUCAACAUGGCCGAGAAGAAGAUACUGAAACCGACUGAUGAUAAACUGCUCCAAUAUUACAGUUCAUAAAUGAUUCAAAUUAACAUGCUCCGUUGAUGUACAUAAAUGUCAUGAUUUUUUGUGUGAUUUUUUUUUUUUUUUACGGAAUGUCUCUGAGCACAACUUGACAAUAGAUUCAGCUUUUCUUAACACCACUGAUCUACUGCGUGUGCUGUAUUAAAUGUUCAUCAUUUAGUGCCA